UCUUCAGAUUGCUUCAUUCGCUUUGCCAGUGCUCAAACGUUUCGCAUCCAUCGACAAUGAUCGCGAAAAUCCUUUGGUUAUUCGUUAUUCUCGUGACACUUUGUGUGGUAAUCGAAGCAUCCGUGUUGAAUGAAUUAAAAAUCAGACAAGACUAUGAAAAGUUGAAGAUCAGAAGACGCGUAAACCGAGAAACUGAAGAUAUAAAGGAGCCAGAGACUACAACUGAACAAACUCCAAAGCUACACAGAGUGACAUUGACGCGAACACAACCGGUACGAUUUCAACAUUAUCAGACAGAAGACGAAAACACAAAGCAACGCAAUGUCAGAGACGUGAAUGAGUACAAAACUACGAAGAAUAAUCAGAAGCAGUUAAAACUAAAUCGAACCAACUACAAAAACCGAAAGACGAAGGAUCGUUUGUACGAAUCAAGCAAUGGUAAAUAUGCGGAGAAAGAGAAAUCCAGGAGUUGGGGUCAUAUCGAUGGGACAAAGUAUCGGAUAAAGCGUAAUGCUAUAUCUGAAAAUUUAACGAACGAGAAGGCUGAUUAUUACGCGCAAAGGAAGGCGGUCAUGGAUCGAUUUCACGCUCGACAGAAAGAAAUAGCAGAGAAGUACGCGAAAAAAACAGCUACCACCACUCCGAGGUACAUUAAUGACUCCGGAAUGACCACCGAAUCUCCUACGGUGAGGAACGAGACGAAUAAUGUUGAUGAGCAAAAAAUUACAAUCAAUAAUAUCGAUAAUAAUGCAACUGUCAACAUUCUUAAAUUCAUUGAACACGGCGUGGAUACGAAAAAGAAUAAACAUAAUGCACCUUGGUUUAAUACAAAAGAGACAAAUAGUCUCAAUAUAGGAAAGAAAAAAAAAGAUUACUACGAUUCAAACGCGUAUGGACAAAAAUCUAUAAAGAAGGCAAAACCAACGUUGAAAACUAAUAAUGACGUUCGACUGAAACAACUUGGAUCUGCGGAACACGAAAAUAUGUACGAGCGCAAUAUAAUUACAAGAGGUUCUUCAAAUUCUGUUUCACCAAACGAUAACAAAAACUUGUUGAAUGUUUAUAGCAAAUCUGGUAAGUGCGGGAAAUUAGUGUAUCAGCAUAAUUUCAUAAUCGGCGUGCACAAUUCAUCGCAAGCUGAUGCCGACAUAUUGACGUCGAUAGAGGGGUCGUUCUGCAUCACCUGUGUCGAAAUAGAGCGGCGGAAGAAGACGAAGGCUACGAUUGAAUUGAACGCGACACGCAGAGAAGAUGGCACUUUUAGCGAGAUGAAGCUUCAUAUUAAAGGCUUUGAAAACGAAGAAAUACUAAUUGUCGUUAAGGUGUUUGCUGUCGAAAAAGUUGACGAUCGAUGCGACCACUAUUAUUAAUAAAAGAUAAACUUACUCUGAAUUUUUUGUUAUAAAGGGUGUAAAAUUCACUACUCCGAUUUAAUGUAUUCUGUAUAAUAUUUUAUGUAAUAAUUUUAUAUUCUUGUUUGUGAGAGAUACAGAUUUCAAAUAUACAUGAAAGACAUUCAUCUCAA
This is a messenger RNA of Ceratina calcarata, 1525 nucleotides long. RefSeq lists its product as uncharacterized. The record is from RefSeq and is a predicted model, not a curated record. Lineage: Eukaryota; Metazoa; Arthropoda; Insecta; Hymenoptera; Apidae. The transcript has 2 exons. Bases 57 to 1370 code for a protein of 437 amino acids.